This is a messenger RNA of Rosa chinensis, 974 nucleotides long. Its product is annotated as mediator of RNA polymerase II transcription subunit 28. Lineage: Eukaryota; Viridiplantae; Streptophyta; Magnoliopsida; Rosales; Rosaceae. The record is from RefSeq and is a predicted model, not a curated record. Bases 190 to 597 code for a protein of 135 amino acids. Gene Ontology annotation, cellular component: mediator complex. The transcript is spliced from 4 exons. Gene Ontology annotation, biological process: regulation of DNA-templated transcription.
AAGAAGGAAGAAGAAGAUGUUUUUUGUUGAAUAAAAGUGAGUUCGGAGAAUAAGAGGGAAACCAAUACUGAGAAAAGAGAAAGAGGGCGGGGAAGGAAGGCUUCACUGUCUACACUAGAUGAGAUUUUGUUGCCCAACGAAGCUUGAUUGAAGCUUUCACCCUCAUUCAAGCACUUGGUUGUUUGGGAAAUGGCUGAGAGAGAACAGCAGCACCAAAGUGAUGCACAGAUGCAAUCUCCAAAGGAUGAGAUGGUGGCAUGUGUGAUGGCAUUGGAGGCUGCUUUGCUUCCAUGCUUGCCUGCCAGAGAGCUUCAAGCAAUAGACCGCUCGCCGCACCCGUCUCAUCAGAUUGAUGUUGAGAGACAUGCCAGAGAUUUUAUGGAAGCUGCCAAAAAGCUUCAGCUCUAUUUUAUUGGUCUGCAACUUGAGGAUCUGCCCACGAAUGCUGAAAAACUCAGAAAGGAGAUUGCUGUGAUGGAAGAGGAGUUGAAGGUAAAGAAUGAGAUUAUCAAGAAGAAUGAAAGGUUAAUCCAAGGGUGGAAAAAGGAGCUGAAAGACCAAUUGGACAGACACAAUACUGAGCUCGAGAAAGUGUAGUUACUUAACCAAUAGAUAUUUCAUCCCAUCUUAUGGUAGAUCAUUUGGUAGCAUAGCAAAUGAAUGCUUUUUUUCCCAUCCUAUUUCCCGCAUAAAUUAUGAUCAGUUGCAUCCAAAUUGGCUAGAGAAUUUUGCUGAUUCUACGUUUGGCUUUGUUGGCAGCUGUUUUUCGAUUGCUUCUUUUACAUGUCUAGCAGCGUAUUUCAUGCUUGCUUGCUUUAGCUGUAAACAAAGUUACAGUCACAGCUAGUCACAUGAGGUUCAAACUAAUGUACUUGUGGUUGCAUAACCGUUUCCCAGCGGCUUGGGACAACGAAACCACUUUAGUUGUGGACUCGUAAGAUUACUAAUUAUGGGAAAAAAGUUCUGUCAAUCAA